AUGGAUAAUCAGUUACUCUGGCCACUCCAUGGAUUUUAUUGUGUUUCAAUAUUCACGAUUCCUCUGUAUUUAAUGGUACUUGUGUGUCUUCUGAAAUUAAGAUGUUAUUCAAAAACCUAUGUCACAACCUUUUAUACGAUUUUGUUGCAACAUUGUAUUGCUGAUAUUAUAAUAAUGGUAAACUACAUUGCAACGUGGGGUCUUCGGACUGUUCCUGGAAUUAAAGAUUAUUAUUUCAAGUAUCAAACAUUUUAUAUUCCUGCUUGGACAUAUAACUCUGUUUAUUACACAUUGUAUAUCCGAUGUACUGGAAUUGUUUUUCUUUCAAUUAAUCGUUUUCUUGUCAUUUCUGCACCAUAUAAUCGAUUGACUGCAAUAGUUCAGGAAUGUUCUACGUGGAAGAUCAUAGCAGUUUAUUGGAUUGUUCCGACUUUGAUAAGUAUUGUGGUUUUGAAGGAUGCAGAAAUAAAAUAUGAUUCGUUGGAUAUUAUGGAACUAGUGGUAUCUAGAGGAAUUAUUACGAGAAAUACACUAAUGGCUCUUAUAACUGUGGCUAUCACUUGUCUUAUCUGCGUAGCAUCCUAUGUAAUCAUGUGGAUUACUCUCCGAAAACAUUCCGCUGGAAUCACAAAAUCUGUACAAAGAGAACUGCUUCUGGCUGUACAAGUUUUCUCAUUGUUGUGUGCAUUUUUUAUAAUGUUCCUGUAUUAUUUAUUGCAAAAUUACUUCUCGCAAACCCAAAAUGCAGGCCCAGUGUAUACAAUGCGUGCUUUGUAUCCAAUCGCCAAUGGUACUUUGUCAUAUAUCAACCCAUUUUGCAUACUUCUUCUAAAUCGAGAUUUUUCUAGACAAUUCAUGAGAACACUCAAGUGCGCGGGAGUUCGAGUUAGCGAAGUCAAAGUAUCUACAGCUACACCACUUCCAAUUGUAGUUCGAGGAUCCAUACAAUAA
Molecule: messenger RNA, 951 nt
Organism: Caenorhabditis elegans
Lineage: Eukaryota; Metazoa; Nematoda; Chromadorea; Rhabditida; Rhabditidae
Gene: srv-29
Product: G-protein coupled receptors family 1 profile domain-containing protein
Exons: 6
Coding region: 1-951 (316 amino acids)
Biological process (GO): signal transduction; G protein-coupled receptor signaling pathway
Cellular component (GO): membrane
Molecular function (GO): G protein-coupled receptor activity
Source: RefSeq, marked reviewed